Messenger RNA from Angiostrongylus costaricensis, 3228 nucleotides. Lineage: Eukaryota; Metazoa; Nematoda; Chromadorea; Rhabditida; Metastrongylidae. The record is from the annotation of a GenBank genome assembly.
AUGGAACUAAGCGUGGAAGGACUUGAAGGACGUUUCGUAAAGGGUGUGAAACGGCUAAAUUCUGUGGACUAUGGCAAUCGGUAUAUCCAUCUAAAGGUCACAGCUCCGAGCCAUUUAUGCACGGAACAACGUUCGCUGAUGUUGGCAUGGGCUGGUACAGAAGAACCUAAAAGUGGAACAAUGAACGGUUUUGAAGAAUAUAGUGAGGGGAGUUGUGUACCUUCAGAAUUAAUUGGGAAUUUACACGGAAUUUUGCCUCAAGCACGAAAUUCGCAGUACAGUCAAAGCAACGGCAAGAAGAGGAAUCGAGGGAUGAAAGAUCUAAGGAGAAUCAGUCACCCAAUGAAAGGUUUGCUAGGUCCUGGAAAAUUCAGAUUCCUAAUUGCCUAUGACUUCAACUGUACUAUCACAUUUAGGUCUUUGUUUGUCAUUUGUAUCAAUUUCCACGAUAAACGGUUACAUAUCAAUGGCAGAGAACUGCUGUUCUCGUUGAUGUUGCUCUCGUUUGCUACUCACUUGAAUGCACUAAUUCUUAUUCAUGUUGGUGCGUUGGAGGAACAACACUUAAGAUUUAUGCUCAGCAUGGAUUUGGCAUCUGCAUCAUUUGACUUCUUAGAAACCAAUAUUGAGAGUGGUUGCGCGACAUCGGCGUGCACAGAUUUGGUGCUCGUGUCAGAUGAAGAUUUGUUUGCUGAUUGUAAUCCUACAGCGGAUCGCUAUGCGGAGCUAUUGGGUUUGGUAGAAGCUCAAAUAGAACUUAUCGAUCGCCAUCUAGAUGAGAUUGAAAUGAAGCGGAAGAGACUUUCAGAAAAAAAGUCAGUGUUGGAAAAGAAAAUAGUGGAGCAGGAUCAGCGGCAAGACCGUCCACUAAGGAACAAAUUUCCUGUUACUCAGUAUCUUCCUCCAUAUUUCAAGGACGAAAAUAUGAUGUGCCCACCUCUGAACGAAGAGGCGAAACACAAACUUGAGCACACUACUUUCGAUCCUCUAGUCAAAGAAGACAAAAAAUGGACGUCCAAUGAGCUACGCUUACUUCGAGAGUCUGUGGAAAAUUCUGUCAUACAAGCGGGUAUCCAGAAAUUCAUUGACAGGAAGCAAAUCAUACGCUCCAAAAUUCUUCAUGCGGGCGUUGAAAGCACAAGUGAGGAACUGAAAGCAUGGAAAGAAGAAAUCGAGGCUCUCGAUCGCAAGAUUAAGUAUUGGCGUGCAGGGCAAGUAGAUUCGCGAGAAGUGGAUGUCGUUGAAUAUUCUUGUGUUGACUGGGUGAAAAUGUCAAUUGCUGAAUUCAAAGGAAUUCGGUCUGCUGCAGCGCUGAGGUACAAAUGGUUAAAUGAACAGUGUCCACGAUGGAAUAGCGGGCCGUGGACGAAAGAGGAAUUAGAGCGGCUUAAACAACUUCGUGAAGAGAAGUCCUUUACAUCGUGGGCUGCGCUUGCAAAAAAACUUGGGACCGACCGCACUCCAUAUCAGUGUUUCGCGAAGUAUCGUAGUGACAUAUUUAGAUCGACUAAAGAAUGGACUAAAGAAGAAGAUGAUCGUUUGGUUGCUCUGGUAAAAAUUUUGUCUGUUAAUGGCACGGUACAAUGGGACAAAGUUACUUUCUACAUGCCUGGACGCAGUCGUCAACAAGUUCGUAUUCGAUAUCAACACGAUGGAAACGUUCGACAUGGUCGCUGGACUGAUGAUGAGGAUCUCUUGCUGAUGUCAGCUGUAGCGCGGUUGGGUGCCAGAGACUGGGCAAAGGUGGCGAAGUGCGUGGUAGGGAGAUCAGAUGCUCAAUGUAGAGAGCGAUGGUGUAACGUCUUGGAAUGUACUGAAACAAACGACUGGACGGCUGAGGAAGAUGAGCGGUUGGUUUUUGGUGUGCAGAUGUUCGGAAAAGGACAAUGGGCAAAACUCGCAGAGAUUUUGCCAAGGCAUAAUCCAGCAGACAUUCGAAGGCGUUACCAGCGAUUAUUGAGAACAAAAAUGAGAGCUUGUUCUGCGGAGCUUGUUGGCUAUCCUGUGGUGGGUAAGAUGUCUUCAGUGGUAACAGCCGUUCAUAAAGCGAAGCGUGACGUCCGACAAGGAAACAAAUUCAGUGAUGAGGAAAAAACUUUGCUAGAAAAAGGAAUCGAGGAAAUUACUAAGAAGUUCAGAAGUAGCGAUCAUACUCCAUCUGCAACCGACGUGAUUAAAAAGAUUAGUUUUACACGGAAAGAAAUUAGUAGAAUAAAAGCCGCAGCACACAAGUAUGCUACUGGCGAAAGACCUAAACGAAUCUAUCAUCAAAUAGGUGGGGUUAAAAGGAUAAGAAAGAAUAUGGAUUUGCUUCCCAACGCUUUAUAUGAGCGGACUGUAUUCGGACCAGAAGAGACAGAGGAGGAACGUAUCAUUUGCUUGACAAAAGCACUGUGUCAUGCCGUGCAUAAGUACGAUCAAUACGAAUGGUGCAACAGAUUUUUCGCGAGUCGAUCUGAACCUGAGAAGGUCGCGUCAAAUUUUGUUACCGGCAUGCUUUGCAAUCGUUGCGUGGAAGUGGCAAAUAGUUUAAAACACUGCGCACCGCUUCCACUAGGAACAACAUUGCCUCCGACAUUCACCACCACAUCGGCUUAUCGUGUCUUUGAGAGGGCUCGCUUGUCGUUGACGAAGCGCACUUCAUGUUAUUUUUGUCCUAGUAGUGUAGAUGCAAUAAAUACUUCGGCGAUGCCUCAUGGUGACGGUGUGGAUGAAUUUACGGCUCAAGUGCGUUGUCUUCUUCGUGAACCCAUUCGUCUGGUAUUUGCAAUAGAUCCUCCUGGUGUGGAACAGCAAGGAAAGAGGAAUCGGACGGAACUCAUCCAGACGGUAAUGGAGGAACAGGAGUUUCCUUAUGAAGAACACGGGUUAUAUUAUGUGGAAAAUGAAGUGGUAAUUAGUUCCACUGAACAUUGCGGAGCUAUUGAUUAUGAGGACCCCGUCGAUGAUGCCCUUAACGGGACAGUACAUACGGUUAUGGAUCGAGUUUUCAAUCCCCCCCAAAAGAAGAAGUGUGGAAGACCAUCUAAGAGAGACCGACUGUUUCGCACUUUAUUCAUUUCGGAAAAAGAAUCGGAUAUUCGUAAAAAACGAAUUUUACCUCCUCGUUCAGCGAAGAAAAACAGGUCGGCGUUUGCUGGUGGAAAUUCUUCUGAUGUUUAUGAUUUGAAAUUGGACUCUGAAAACAGUGUAGAUGUGUUCCCGCUAAGAUCACAAGUAAGUAGUUGA